AUGUCGUCUCCAGCGGGGAUGCCCCAGGGAUUUGCUCCUCAAUUGCCAAGUGCAGAGUCUCAAGGGUCUACGGCGAACAUGAACAGCAGUGCUAAUGAAGAUGGGGUUUCCGUCAAACCGAUGAGGCUCAAAGUCCUAUACACCUUCGACGACCAGAACAAGACCAAUUGCUUGGCACGAUGGCCUCCUGUUUUGCAGGUCCAAACUGUCGCCAUGGACGAGACAACCUCAAUCGGAGUCAUCGAGCUAAAGACCUGUAUACAAGCAAUUGUUACUUGCAGUCCAGAGCUGGUAGCUAGACUAGGCCAGGACUACACCGUUUACGCGUACGAUUACUCCGAAUAUGAUAACCCUCUCGUGGGACAAGGCAUGUUAUCUUGGGCUCUAGCGGCAGCGUCUACAUCCCCAGAUGUGCCUGCUCACCAGUCGACCAAGCUUGUUACUGGACGCGUUUGCAAGAAUAUCAUGGGGCUUUUUUCGAAUGGUGUGAAGGAGACUUUGGAGGUCAAAUUACGGCUUGUACCGGUUCCUACGGUGCUACAGAGCGAAUAUAUCUCGACUAUGGAGAAAUAUAGGGAGUUGAGCAAGGUCAUGCCAGCCGGGUUUGACCCCAAUGAAUGGACCUCCUUCCUACAGUCGAAUCCGAGUCUUGGUCAGCUGGCAAAGGCCACACCAGCACCAAAUCAACCAACGCAAAGUCAAAGAGAUGGUUCUACUUCUCAGUCCAAGUCUAGAGCAACAAUCGAAUCCGAACGUGUACGACCAACCCCCCAAAUGGUGAAUACAGGGAAUGAGAGCCAAAAUGAAAGUGCCGGGCCAGCCAAGAAGGGAUCACGGCCUUCGUCGAGAGCUGCUGUCAAGAGGCCGAGAAAGCCGCGUCAGCCUAAAAACAUUGUGUCAAAGGGUGGAAACACUUCUGGGUAUGAAGAGGGUACAGAUGGAGAUGAUGGGCCACAACCCAAGAAGAGGGCAAAAAUCACCAAGACGGACUGGAAUAGUAAAUCAACCAUCGGAGCAGCACCAGACUCCCUUCGAGUGGCCGCUAGCACUGCCGGAUCCUUACGGCUCUUCAGACCUAUUGCGAUGAGCCCCGUACCCGGUGUAGGCAGCCAUCUCCAGGAAAUACCCCGAGCACCUACCCCAGUACCCAGAAUGGCGAAUCAGCACUCACAUCGUGAUCCUGAUAAACCUCCCCCGCAGAGUUCUCUCCGCCGUAACUCAUUUCUUGAGCAUUCCCAAAUAGAGGCGCCACGUCGGCAUGUGUCGCCAUAUCCACCUCUCGAAAACCCAGAAGAUCAACCUAGAUAUUCUAUCGAAUCGGCAAAUGUUUCACCUGAACGAAACCCAAGCCCUUCGGAUACGCCUCCUGAUAUCGGUUCCUCACCACCUGUAAUGAGAACUAGAGCCCCUUCUAUGCGAUCUAGUCCGCCCUGUCCUUCUAGUCCUGUUCUACCUCAAAUGCCACGAACGGACUCUGGAUUCAUGAGUGGAUCGCUGGAAGACCUCUUUGGAGAAGAUUACGGUGCGCCAAUGCACCCUGUGAAUGAAGACCUGCCUGGACAUGCCGUUCCCGAUUUCCAUAAGCAUCAAGCUCCUACCCAAAUGGCACCGCAUGAAGACUCUGGGUUCUUUAUUGAAUGGGAAGAGCCUGGUCCGAUGGAGUUAUUGCCUACUAAGAUGCACAUCCAUCCUGCUCCAGUCCGGAAGUCUACACCCAAACCGAGAGCCUCGUCGAAAGCACCUAAACCUCGAGCUGGGAGCGUCAUGUCAGAGGAUGGACAGCAGUCUCUUCCGCCAUUAAGAAAAGAUAGCUGUGCUAUCUCUCGUCCUCCAUCGCAGCCGCAGCAGAAUCCACAGCCCUCAGUUCUGUCUCGCCCAGUUUCUAGGGGCUCACAAACUAAAAGUCCCGCGCCGCAGCAGAGAGAUCCUCGCCCAGACCAGGAACCCAGAAUUCAAUCUCGACCAGGCUCACGGGACUCUCAAGGCAAGACUCCAGUAUUGCAGGAUCGAACUUCUCAGCCACCUGAGUCUAAAGCCCUUGCCCAGAAUCAAGACCAGGCUACUAAACCUCCUUCAGUGCCUCGAGCACGGGCCGGAAGAACAAUGAGUCGUACAGCUUCGAUGGGAAGCCUCCAUCUUCCAAUAGUUCCCGCAAGUGAUCCAGCAAUACCUCCCUCCGGACUUCAGCGGUCUCAAACAUGGUCUGAAGCACCCAUAACUUCCAUGUCCGCAAUAGCACAAACAUACCUUCAUGACCCUGCAUCACAAGAUACAGAGUACGACAAAGGUUCUCUGUCCAAAAAAGCGUCAAUAAGGCAUAAACUAGAGCAGGCAAUUGCGAAAGGGGAAAUGCCUCCAUACUGCAGUAAUUGUGGAGCAAUCGAGACCCCCACCUGGCGGAAGGCUUGGUAUCAGGAACAUGACGGAAAUCCUGGAUAUCACGAUUAUUCAGAAGCUGCAGGCAGGGUGACCUGUAUCAACGUACUUAACCGCGAUAGCGACGGAAAACCAACGUCUUACCAGCUCAUCAAGAAGUCUUUAGGGAAGGAUGACAGCGUCGAAGACUACAAAGAAUUUCUUCUAUGUAACCCUUGCGGGAUCUGGAUGGCUAAAUACAAAACACAACGGCCAGAAUCGCAAUGGGUCUCUUACCAACCCGUUCCAAGAAAGGGUGCAGACCCUCCCCCUAAAAGACAACGACCUCCCAAGAAAUCACAACAGAACCCUAGUCAUGGGAUACUUACCUCGGAAGCCAAUUUCCCCACAUCAGACGCCAACUUCCCACAAUCAGAAGCCAAUUUUCCCCCUUCAGAUGCGUACCAAGGACAAGGUGCUCCGACAGAGGGUAAUUCUCCGACCGAAACGGAGAUGCAGACAGAAUCAAUGGAGCUCUCUGCGGGCAACCACCGCCGGCGAUCGACUAGUAAUCAACCAUUAAAACGAGCGUUGAAGGCAAUGACAUCUGAUGCUGCCUCGGCUGCUUUGGCCCGAGCCAUCCAAUCGAGCCCGGGGAGAUGGCAUGGGACCCAACAAAGCCCGAUUGAUGUUGAAGAUCAAUUGGGAUCUACUAGAAGAUUACUCUUCCCGUCACCGAGAAAAGACGGGUCACCGAAAGUUUUGGGAGAGGUGAUGACGAAUGUCGUACAAAUCGCUACUGAUUUACGCCCAUUGAACAAAGAAGCACUGGUAGCACUUAUUGAGGCGACCGACAAGGAGAACUGUCCUCCGGGCAUCGAGGUCGCCGAUGCUGAUGCUGAACUUCUAAGACUUUUUGAAGAGGAAGUUGCUCGACCAUCGACGCCUACCCAGAAAUCGCCACCAACAAAUCCUUUCAAAACCCCGACCCGGAAGACCCCAAGCCACAGACCAAUCACACGAAGCGUCUCAAAGUCCUCCCGCUCACAGAAAUCGCCCAGAGAACUACUAUUUGCACCCACCCCCUCCAAAACGCCCAUUUCUCUCCGACGCUCACCGCGCUUUCAAAAUAACUUCGAGUCUCCCUUCACAGCCCGACUAAACCAAAUGAUGUCGGAAACCAAUCAAUCUCCCUCGCGUGCACUCGAAUUUAGCAGUCUCCCCAACCUACCGAACCUGAUGGCCAAUGGCACGGAAAUGAAUUUUAAUCUGGAGGAUUUCUUCUCGACGGAUGUCCCGAUGCCGAGUUCGCCGCCGAGGAUUUUCCAGCUUUAUGAGGACCCUAUGGUGAUGCAGGAUAUUGAUUGGAGUGAGUUGGGAAAUUAUGAUGGGGGUGAGGAGGGGGAGAAUAAUGGGGUUGUAGUUAAGAAAGAGCUGGAGAGCGAGGUGGAAGGUGCGGAGAAGACUGGGGAGUCUUGA
Messenger RNA from Lachnellula hyalina, 3834 nucleotides. It is a transcript of the gene ams2, whose product is annotated as CENP-A multicopy suppressor protein. Bases 1 to 3834 code for a protein of 1277 amino acids. Gene Ontology annotation, molecular function: zinc ion binding. The record is from RefSeq and is a predicted model, not a curated record. Gene Ontology annotation, biological process: silent mating-type cassette heterochromatin formation; regulation of transcription by RNA polymerase II; rDNA heterochromatin formation. Lineage: Eukaryota; Fungi; Ascomycota; Leotiomycetes; Helotiales; Lachnaceae. The transcript has 4 exons.